CGCAAUGGCGGCGCCUGGUAGCAAGUAAUGAUGAGAAGGAGAGUCAAUUGGCUUUUUCGACUUGACAUUGCUGGUACUAUGGGCGCUGUGGUUGCUGGUUGGAUGUAUGGGAAGAGUGGUUGUUUUUGUUGCGACGGGAGAUAUAUUCCGCCAUGACCACCAUCAAGCAAAGCAAAGCAUUAGCAAGGCCAUCAUCGGAUGGGGAUCUGCUGGUUGCUGGGGCGAGAGGGAAUCGGAAGGGGAAUAGGGAGAAGACACAUGGACUGCUGGGCGCUGAGUGCUCCUCUGUGCUCUGGCAUGGAUUGGAGAGACAAGACGAAAGUGGUGGAGUUGACCCGGCUCAAGGCUACUAGUCCAAGCCUGGAUAGCUACCCACUCUUCCUUCCUCUUCACUUCCAACCAGCCAAUCAUGUCUCUCCCAUUCAACGCCCGGUGUAUUUCCCUACCUCUUGCCAUCCCCCCACUCUUUCGUUCUCCGGCGCGGGUACCUGUUAUUGUGCCUGUCUACUACUACGAGGGACUACGACUACCGUCCACGUUCUGCGGUCAACCCGUCUACGGCCUACGGUCAACCAUUUCUGGUGCUGGUACCCUACCCAAGUCUGUCCCUCUGCUACGACCACUGCCAGCCAACAAUCCUCACCAAUCACCGGUUCACUCUCGGGUUGGUUGAAUCCCACCAAAGCCUAUCUCUGCUCCAAUGCUGUGUCAUCAAAGCCGACGAUCACCUUUUUUUUUUCACUCGCAAUUGUUUCCCAGACUUUGCGCGCGGAGAGAGAGAACGGGUAUUGUCCCGCGGCGAACCACUGCGUAGGGUACUUCCUUCCCACAACGGAAGAAGUGCGCAAUCUACGUCGGUGAAUGGCAAUGAGCAGCAAAUGGCAACAGCAGUAGCAGCAGACGACAGACAAGACAGACAGGUCGUACAACUCGCGCCGAUGAACGAUUGAUUGACCAGAGAUCUUGAUGAUUACAUGCAUGCACGCUCAAUGGCUGGAUGAUGGACGCGGCGAGGUGUGA
This is a messenger RNA of Aaosphaeria arxii CBS 175.79, 1020 nucleotides long. RefSeq lists its product as uncharacterized. NCBI's taxonomy places the organism in Eukaryota, Fungi, Ascomycota, Dothideomycetes, Pleosporales. The record is from RefSeq and is a predicted model, not a curated record. The transcript has a single exon. The coding region runs from base 199 to 861 and encodes 220 amino acids.